AUGUCGCGGCUCACAGCAGCCCAGGUAAUCGCCCUCGGCGAAUACCUCGACCCGGACUUCGAUCCCGCGAGCUUGACCGUCUCCCAACUUCUCGGUGUCUUUGGAUAUCACAACAUCCCGUUUCCUCAGCCGUACACGAAACCGAAGCUCGUCCAGCUGUUCAACGACCAGAUCAAGGCGAACGCGACGAAGCUGAAGAAGCAGAGAAUCAAGAAGGAGAACAGCCUAGCGAGUGACGAAGGGAUCACCGAUGGAGUUACCGGCAAACCGCUAUCGCAGCCGAAGGCGCCCCUAACCAGGCGAUCCUCUCGUCGACUAUCUCGAGCUCCCGAAUACGAAGAGUAUACCGAACCGCUCAAGCCAGAACCUCCCAAGCGUAGAAGGUCGUCGGCUCAGCCUACGCUCGGAGGACCGUCCACCACUCGGAGGACAUUGAUACAGCCCUCUUUGGCAGAAGAAAGCGAACCCGAGGCGAGUCCGCUGCCGAAAGUCCGUCGUAGCAAGAAGUCUACGGCGGACGCGGGAACAGAAGCGCGGAGACGCGUCUCAGACGCAUUUCCCGAGGAUAGCGGAUGGGAGGACAACAACGUGUUCCAGUCUGGCGCUGAAUCCUCCCCGAGCCGUCCUUCUCCCAAAGCGAAGGCGCCUCGGAAAUCAGUCGUACCCCGGAAAUCCCGGAAAUCGUCGUCUGCUCCGCCACAGAUACCGUCGUCGCCCACGAAGUCAUCGCCAUCGAGAUCGCCCGCCAAGGAUAGGUUUCAGCACGAGUCCAAGUUUGAUCCGGAUCUGCCUGAGGAUAUCUUCGCGGAUAGCAAGCGAACAUCGGACGGGACUUCGGCCCCGUCACGUCCUUUACUCGCUGUGCCGAGCAUAGUGAAAGAAGAGGAUGAAACAGUUGCCGACGAACUGCCUGACUCGGAGCCGAUACCUGCACCUAUAGCAACCAAAUCGGAGGACAGCGAGCCAUCCAGUAGCGUGGUGUCCCAGGUGGCUAACCAGGGAGCCGUGAUCCGAAGACCUGCACCUCCGAGGCAGAGCGGGAGCUCCUCAUGGUUCAUCCGUACAGUGCUCGUCGGUCUAGCUUUGCUAGCCUCCGGCGGCUUGGUCGCUGACUAUAAAGGACAAUCUGCCUCCAUCGGUUUCUGCGAGAGCGGCAAGGACACGAAUCAGGCGUUGGAGACGCUGAAGAUCAAGUGGGAGGCGAUCGAGAAGUGCAACAGGGAAAACAGCACCGUCCUGACGCUCCCCAUAACGCCAAACGAAGCGACGGACAUUGCCGAGGUCGUCGAGCCGGUGGCCUGCCCGCCUCUGCCUAUCAUACCUCGCCCCGCUCAUUGCACGCCAUGCCCCCCACAUGCGUCAUGCACGCAGGAUACGGUGAUCUGCGACACCGGCUUCCUUCUGCGCCCGCAUUGGGCCUUGAGUUUCCUUCCGCCGCCGCCACGGACCAUCUCGCCACACGCCCCGGCGGACACAACCUCGGAUGCUGUGUGGAAAGUAAUACACGAAGUGACUGACGGCCUGCCCGGAUUAGGGCCGGUUGCGUUCCCUCCGAGAUGCGUGCCGGAUCCAAAGCGGAAGCGCAAUAUCGGCGCGCUCGGGAAAGCGGUGGAGGCCAUAUUGAAGCAGGAGCGUGGCCUCAGGGUCUGCUCUGGCGCGCUCGAUCGCGUUCAAGUCAGUCCCGAAGACGGCGGCGAGGCAAAGAAGUGGGGCUUGGACGUGGAGAGCCUGCGGGAGACGAUGAAGAAGAAGACGGCACCUCAUCUGCUCGAGACGUUUGAUGAUACGUUCAACGAAGCCAUAUCGCAACUCGUGGUGUGGGGUAACGUUUUGACCGGGGAAGACCAGAAUGGUCGCAGCUAUCUGGCACACGAGAUCCCAGACUUGACAUGGAAUUGUAUGCUCACUGUCAAGGCUAGGGAAACGUGGCAGGAGUGGCGGUCUAGCGUCUUGGGCUUCCUGCUGCUGGUGAUCGCCGCGUUCUCAGAAAAGUCCCGGCGCGCCCGGCGGAAGAUCGAGGACGAGCGCGUGGCAGAGCUCGUCCAGAUCGCGCUCGACACGUUGCGCAACCAGGAGCUCGCGCACCACGUUGACCCGGUGACGGCCCCGCAGCCGUACCUGUCCUCGCUCCAGCUCCGCGACCUCGUGCUGCAGGACGAGCACUCGGUCUCUGCGCGCGCGCGCCUGUGGGACCGCGUCGAGCAGGUCGUCGAGAGCAACGCGAACGUGCGCGCCAACCUCGAGGAGGUCGCGGGCGGGGACGAGCUGCGCGUCUGGCGAUGGAUGGGGGGUGCGGCCGCGACGCCCGGGGGCGGACGGCGCAAGCUCGAGCAGGCGACGUCGCCCGGCGAGACGUAG
Molecule: messenger RNA, 2358 nt
Organism: Punctularia strigosozonata HHB-11173 SS5
Lineage: Eukaryota; Fungi; Basidiomycota; Agaricomycetes; Corticiales; Punctulariaceae
Exons: 7
Coding region: 1-2358 (785 amino acids)
Cellular component (GO): nuclear inner membrane
Molecular function (GO): chromatin binding
Source: RefSeq, a predicted model, not a curated record